This is a messenger RNA of Porites lobata, 1239 nucleotides long. The record is from the annotation of a GenBank genome assembly. Lineage: Eukaryota; Metazoa; Cnidaria; Anthozoa; Scleractinia; Poritidae.
AUGGAAAAUGAUACAGCUGAUUUAUUGGACAGCGAGGAAAAUAGCGUGGAACGCAAUUUAAUCGAAAAGCUAUUAGAAUUUAGCGAGCGCCAAAGCCAAGAGAUCGAGGAAGAAGACUAUGAUCGUGUUGUGUUCACGAGCAGUCUGGACGAAGUUGCUUGUGGCUGGAAAGACGCUGCGCCGAACGUUCGAUAUAUUUCUUCAGCUGAUCGGAAGAAAAAGACGAAAGAAAAAUACUGGCGGGUUAGCCCUGAUUCCGAGAGCAAUUAUUCGAAAGUUAAGCGGCUCGUUGGAAUGAUCACAAAUUCGAAUUCAAGCAGCGGGAGUGAAAUCAACAACGUGAAAGCUGGAGGAACGUGGCCAGGGAAUAGGCAAUUAAAAGCGAAUAUGCGGAAUUUUCAAAACGCAGAUGUAUUGUCUUAUGAUACUCCUUGCUGGAGAUAUAUCAUUGACCCUCGAACACUCAAGUACGUGGAGAGAACCCCGCUACAAGUUUUGCGGAAUAUGUUUACGUCACACAAGUAUCCAAACCAAACGCUCGUUCUCGAGAAUGGUGGCAUAAUAACUUUUCAGGAAACUAGCAGUGGAGGAAUUGCAAUUAGCGAUCCUGCUUUGUCGUUCGAUCGUCGACUUCUUGAAAGCUUUCAGGCCGGGGAAGAUUAUCGGCUUUGCGCGGAUAAGGUGUGCAGAAUUCCCGGCAGUUAUGAAACAUCUGUACCUCUCGUAACACAGUUUAGAACAGAGGAUAAAAAAAUUAAAGUUGUACACGCGGUGCCGCCUAGGAAGGAGAGCAACCCUACUCUAUCCGUCUGUGAAUUAUGCAGGUUUAGAGCUCAUGAUUUAUCAAAGUCAGACUGCAGACUUGAGGUAAACUCAAGCAGCUGUACUGAGCUUAAACCAUUACAGAAAAUAACACCAAUACAGAGGCAAACUGCUGAUGAUGCCUUCCUUGCGAGCAAGGCUCUGCAAUCACAGACUAAGCUAAAAUCAGAGAAUACGUCCUGCUCCAAGGUUUGCAGGAAAUCCAAGGAGCACAAGAACCAGAAAAAAAGAACAGGGCCAGGUGGGGAGGGGAAAUUGGAUUGGCUGCCCAUUACUAGAAAUACUAUAGGCUAUCCUUACCCCACAUACCCGUCAAGUUAUAUGACUGCAAGUCACGGUAAUUUUCCAGAGAGACCAUCAGCAGGGUUUUCAAAGGCAUUCUCCUUCCAAGGCACAAUAAGAAGGGAAAGAAACUAA